CCAGCAGCGACGUCAACACCAGCGCAGCCAUGCUGCUCCCACGGAUUCUCGCGCCCGUGCGCGCAUCGCUACAGACACCUUCGACGUUCAUACUCCCCGCUUCGCGUGUCAUCGACGCUCUCCGCACUGCCAAUGGCGCCUCCGCACACGUACCCACACUGUCUUUCGUCAGACAUUCAGCACAUCAGGCUCAGGGACGAGCCAACGGCGCCAAAGAUGGGCCGGGAAAGCGAUUGGGAGCAAAGAAGAGCGGAGGAGAGUACGUGAUUCCGGGCAACAUCAUCUUCCGCCAGCGUGGCACGCACUGGUUCCCUGGAGAGAACUGCAAGUUCGGUCGCGAUCACUGCGUCUUUGCCACCGAAUCUGGAUAUGUUCGAUACUAUAAGGACCCUCUCAAGCACCCCAAGCGCCAGUACAUUGGUGUGGCUCUCGAGAAGGACCAUCAGCUACCGUACCCACGGAAUGCUCCGCGCGCGAGACGACUGGGUUUCGUUGCGGUGCCAGUCACGCAAACAGAAGCAGAGGCACAGGUCGUGAUCAACGACUUGCAGGUCGGAGAGGGUUCUGGCAGCGACAGCAUCAAGAAGGACACAACACGACCAGGGAGAGUCGUGAAGAAAGCCAACAAGGGUUACGCUUUCCGUGAAGCUAACUGGGAAAUUGGUCGCGUAGCAGAGAAGGCGAAUGUACAGGUUAAGAAGUUCGUACCUGGUGAUCGAUGGGCAGCGUGGCGCAAGUCGAAGGCCAGAAUAAAGGCCGAUGAGGAGAGGAAGAAGCUGAGAAAUGCUGGAAAGAAGCAAGCGAAGCCGAAGAAGAGGCAGCCAAGGGUCUGAGCACAUUGUUUGGGUGUAUAACUAUACGUGUAGGAACAACAGAAGCAUUGUAC
This is a messenger RNA of Boeremia exigua, 886 nucleotides long. Its product is annotated as ribosomal L27 protein-domain-containing protein. Gene Ontology annotation, molecular function: structural constituent of ribosome. Bases 30 to 833 code for a protein of 267 amino acids. Gene Ontology annotation, cellular component: ribosome; mitochondrial large ribosomal subunit. The record is from RefSeq and is a predicted model, not a curated record. The transcript is spliced from 2 exons. Lineage: Eukaryota; Fungi; Ascomycota; Dothideomycetes; Pleosporales; Didymellaceae. Gene Ontology annotation, biological process: translation.